This is a messenger RNA of Lycium barbarum (goji berry), 2093 nucleotides long. RefSeq lists its product as uncharacterized. Gene Ontology annotation, molecular function: DNA-binding transcription factor activity; DNA binding. Bases 460 to 1686 code for a protein of 408 amino acids. NCBI's taxonomy places the organism in Eukaryota, Viridiplantae, Streptophyta, Magnoliopsida, Solanales, Solanaceae. The record is from RefSeq and is a predicted model, not a curated record. The transcript is spliced from 7 exons.
UCAUAUCAUCACCAUUGACAUUGAAAAUCAAUUACAAUGUUGAAUGAAACAAAAACCUCCCAACGCCCAAAGGAAAAAUAAAACCACUUUCUCCUUUAGCCUCCCCCUCCCCCCCUUUACAAAAGCCCACCACCAAAGGAAAUUUUCUUGUCAUAAUGUUCAAGCUGAAAUGGUGCAACGUAGAUAAUAAUUAUUCAUAUAGCUGAUCUGAUCGACGUGCUUGAAACUGAGACGUAUAUAUUAUUGUUAUUGUGAAUAUUCAAGUCAAAUUAUGAUGUGUUUGACUUCAUCUGCAGCAAGUGAUCGUCUAUAGAAGGUUUUGGAGACUAAGCACAGCAGUUGAUACUUCUGAUUCAAAUUCUUGAAAGAAGAAGCUUAAAAGAGUUACGAUGGCUUGUUUCUUGCACUGAAGACCUCUUUGCAUUACUAAUUGAGUAAGACAAUUAGUUAGAGGUAGCCAUGGCCGAAAGUUCAGUGAAACAAGCCAAUGAAGAGAUGAUAACAAGCACUACGGAAUACAUUACAGAAAAAGCAUUGUCAGAUAAUUCUUCCUCCCAAAGGGUGUCAUCCAUUGAUCUGAACGAAGACGACAAAGGGGAAAGUGAAGAAGAAGCCAUUGAGGUGGAAGAUACUAGAGAGAAAACAACAGAAGGAAACUCAGCAAAUUAUAAUAAUAAUAAUAGCUCCAGUGAUGUUGAAAAGAAGAGCGUAAGGCAAUAUGUUCGAUCAAAAUUGCCAAGGCUCCGUUGGACUCCUGAUCUUCAUCGCUCCUUUGUUCAUGCCAUUGAAAGGCUAGGUGGUCAAGAAAGAGCCACACCAAAGUUGGUUCUCCAGAUGAUGAAUGUGAGAGGUCUUAGUAUCGCCCAUGUAAAAAGUCAUCUGCAGAUGUACCGAAGCAAGAAACUUGAUGAAUCUGGACAAGUGUUAGGCCGAGGUUAUAGGGCAAUGCAUGGAAGAAGCUAUUUCUACGGAAACAACCUAGGUGGCCAAAGAUAUAACCCUCUACAAGAUUUCAAGAUGAAGAAUGGCGCCAUUGUGUUAGCAAGGAAUUUUAAAUAUGAUGACCAUGCAUUUAAAGACCAUUUUCGAAAUUCCUUUUCGAGACCCCCUUAUCAGGCCAAAGACAUCUUUUCCAGGUACUUGCGGUGGCCUUCCAAUCAAGGAGGCUUACUUAACACCCAGUCAGUAAAAGGUGAAGAUUUCAGAGAAAGCAACAAUUUGUGGAGAAUGAAGAGCUGGCAGACUCAAGACAAGUUAUCUACACCAAGACAAGUAAUUCAAGAAAAUGGAAGACAUGAAAUUGGCUCCAUUAGGUCAGGCCAAUUUCUUGAAGAGAAGAGGUGGCCUCCACAUGAAUUCAUACCCAAUCAGUGGGAGGAGAAAAAGGCUGAUUUGUCCGAUAUUUGUUCAGCUAAAAACUCCCAAUAUUUGCUACAACAAAAUAAUGUGGCACAACCAUAUUCCAAGAGGAACUGCAGAUACAAUACCCUUGAGCAAAAUCUUGUUAAACCUUUCAAGAUUGAGAUUAAAGAAGACAAGAGUUUGGAGGAAAAAGAAUGGUUACCUGAUUUGCAACUAAGAUUAAGCAGAAGCACAGACAACAAGAAUGAGAAGAAGAAGGAUCAGUCAGAUAUAAACACAAUGCUUUCUCUUUCUCUGCCAACUUAUUCAUCGACUGCAACCUAAAAGAAAAUAGAGUUCUAAACCAUACAAAAGUUAUACAUUAUUAGCUUGUUAUUUUGUUUAGACAUAGAAGAGCAGCCUAGGUAGGAGGGUGAGUACUUGAGAUCUGACCAUGCAAUUAGCAUAUCAGGAAAUUAAUGCAUUAAUUGGAGUCAGAUCUCCUAAGUACUUCCCUUAUAAUAGGCCCUAAAGAUACAGUUCGAGUUGCCACUUAUCCUCUGAUUGUUAUUUUUCUUUGUUUUACUGAAACCAAUUUUUAGGCUUGUGUCUGAGUGGGCUGGAACUAUAUAUUUAGGAUCCGUCGUUACAAGUACCUAAAGAUUACCGUGCUAUUUGUAUUUAAUCUUAGUGGGGAUAUUCUGUCUUCUUGUUGCUAUUUGUUCUGGAAAAAUAAAUAAUGUCAAUUUCUA